GUGCCCUUUACCAAGGAGAAUAUGCCUUGGUGUCAUUGCCCUUUCAAAAACGAAGCAUACAGGACUAGCAGAGUAGGCGUAUUUUUCUACUAUGUCACGAAGCUUGAUAAUUCUUUUAUUUUCUUGUUUUACCUAAUGAUUUAAUCAUUCUCAAUUAUGAGUUUAUAGUUAAUUUGUUAGGGAUUAUGCGCUAAUUAUGGCUCGAGCAUACAGUUUGUUAUUUUGUGUGAGUACUACAAAAGACAAUCACACUAUGCAAACUACUUUGUGCUAAUUGUUUUUUAAAUAAUCUUCUUAUUAACAAUCAUUAACAAUAGUUAAAAUAGGAGAGCUCUGCCCAGCAUAUUCUUGGGGUAAUUACUGUCCAUAAAAUGUGCCUUUCGUUUGAAAAUCUAUUUAAAUGUUGGGAGUGCAGCCUUUUUACGUUAGUCUUGUCGCAUACAAGCAUCAUCAACAACCUUACUAACAUUAUCUUCGUCUACAACACAAAACGGAGCAAGAUUCAAAGGCAGUAUGUUUCUCGUCAACCUCGUGCCCCUGCUUCUGCUAGUCGGUGUGUUGACUCAAUCAGGAGUAGAUGCAGAUGAACAACUAGGGGAACAAGCGAAUAAUCUUCGAGAUACGGUGAAAUCCUUGUAUGACAAGUUUAUCGAGUACAGCAUCAAUGAUGAUACGGAUGCCCUGAUAGGUUUACAUGACGAAAAAUGCAGUAUACUGAUUGACGGUUUGCCACCCACUACUGGAGUUGACGAAAUACGAUCUUUGUUGAAGCUGAUACCCGAGAGAGCCGUUCACAUUGAGCCCACCUAUUGGGAUGUAAAGGCGAUGGAUAGCAAUGCAGAGUAUGUGUACCUCACGGUGCAUCUCGAUUAUUUCAAUGAAGCGGGUGAAAUAAUCAUAGCUACAAAUGGAAUAAAUAUCCUAAGGAAGAAUCCAGAUGGAUACAAGGUUUACAUCGUGAUAAUCAACAGACAUAAUCAACAAUUAGCUUAGUGUAGCGACGUAUACACUUUAAACUCAUACCGUAAAGGUACAGGCCUACCUCAGCUGAGGUCUCGAAUUCAAUUAAAAUAUUUUUGUGAGGAAAUACUUCUUUCUUAAAAACUAAGUUAA
This is a messenger RNA of Asterias rubens (European starfish), 1113 nucleotides long. RefSeq lists its product as uncharacterized. The transcript has 4 exons. The record is from RefSeq and is a predicted model, not a curated record. Bases 514 to 993 code for a protein of 159 amino acids. Lineage: Eukaryota; Metazoa; Echinodermata; Asteroidea; Forcipulatida; Asteriidae.